Messenger RNA from Ustilaginoidea virens, 1215 nucleotides. RefSeq lists its product as uncharacterized. The coding region runs from base 1 to 1215 and encodes 404 amino acids. Gene Ontology annotation, molecular function: C-4 methylsterol oxidase activity; iron ion binding. NCBI's taxonomy places the organism in Eukaryota, Fungi, Ascomycota, Sordariomycetes, Hypocreales, Clavicipitaceae. The transcript has 2 exons. Gene Ontology annotation, biological process: ergosterol biosynthetic process. The record is from RefSeq and is a predicted model, not a curated record.
AUGGCUGCUGCCGGCGCCCUCUUCACCCCCGCCUGCCCGCACCAGUACCCGCACCAGUACCCGCACCAGUACCCGCACCACUAUCCGCACCACUAUCCGCACCCCGGACGCUUCUCCCCUUCCUCAGCAGCCAUGUCUGGCCCGCAUCCAAACCCCAAGGACAGCCUCAAGUCGACCUGGCGGCAAGGGGAUCGCAGCCACUGGACUCCCGCGCACUGGUUCUACGAGAUCCUCGACCUCCAUCCGCAGCUCGAGAACCAGCCCGUCCCCGUCUUCCCAAAGUCCGACAAGGUCCCGCAUCUGCCCGACUGGGAGCUUUACCGAUGGGUCCUGUUCCACGCCGCCCUCCCUCUGGUCCUGCACCAGCUGUACGUCCUCGCCGCGGGCCGCAACCUGACGACCCUCCAGGCCAUCGUCUUAUACAGCUUCUUCUUCAAAGUCGCCGCCAUCCGCGAGAUCCGCGCCCUCCGAGCGACCGGCCACAGGUACGGCUUCUUCGACGGCGACAGCCACGGGCGAGACGGCGUCCCCGACGUGGGCGUCCGCAAGGUCAUGAGGUCCCUGCUCUCCACCUCGACCUUCCGCCCCGUCUUUACCGUCUUUCUGGCCUACCGCGUGGCUGAGACGCCCGCCCACGCGCAUUGGUGGUGGCUGCCCUUGGAAGCCGGUCUGUACGGCAUCGUCCUCGACUUUUACUUCUACUGGUACCACCGCCUGAUGCACGAGGUGCCCGGCCUGUGGAAGUUCCACCGCACCCACCAUCUCACCAAGCACCCCAACCCGCUCCUGAGCCUCUACGCCGACACCGAGCAGGAGAUUUUCGACAUUGCCGGCAUCCCGCUCCUGACCUACUUCACAUUGAAGCUGCUGGGCUGUCCGAUGGGCUUCUACGAGUGGUGGGUGUGCCACCAGCACGUCGUCUUUGCCGAGCUGGCAGGCCACAGCGGCGUCCGGGUCAACGCCACGCCGCCCAAUCCCUUCAUGUGGCUCUUGCGCCUGCUGAAUGCGGAGCUUACCAUUGAGGACCACGACCUGCACCAUCGCAAGGGCUGGAAGUCGAGCGGCAACUAUGGCAAGCAGACCCGCCUGUGGGACCGCAUCUUUGGCACCUGCAAGGACAGGAUCGAGGGCGAGACCUGCAACGUGGACUAUGCGAAUCCGGCUACCAUGCCUCUGUGGGGAGAGGCGGGGGCCGGCUUGCAUCGUGCGAGGUGA